AUGUGGGCUGCGACUGUUCUCUUCCCAUUCAUACUUCUUGUUACUUCAGCUCUAAAGCUACCUGGUGGCCUAGAAGAUGGCGUCUACCGCAUGUACCUUGACGAGCAUGGUAACGAGAUUCAUGAGAGCAUCUCUACCCCAGCAUUGAAAGAAAUCGCAAAGGCUUCCAGUGCUGCGCAAGAUAUUUCUGACAACGUUGAAACGCGGUCAAAUGAGGUCGAGUACGUGGAGUCCUUCUGUGGAUGUGGCUUUGACCUAGUACACUCAGACUGUGAUGCCGCCGUAGCCAGCCUCGAAGCGCAACUUGGAACAGGGGUAUUAAUCACAGAGCUAUCCUACUAUGCUAUAAAAGGUGCUGUCGUGGCCUUUGUGUGCAACCGUGGCUAUGGUUUUGAAAUCAAUAGCGACGACUAUGCCAGGGGUAUUGGUGGGGUAACAAGCGUAUGUGGUCGUUACGUUGCAGGAAGUCUAGAAGGGUAUAGCUUCGACGAUGGCGGUUAUGCAGAUGUUGGGUACAUGCAGUACUAUGCUGGCUUGAAUUUCUGUGAACAUGCAGAGGGCUCUGGAUCGUCUUCAUGCUGA
This is a messenger RNA of Talaromyces proteolyticus, 582 nucleotides long. RefSeq lists its product as uncharacterized. The record is from RefSeq and is a predicted model, not a curated record. NCBI's taxonomy places the organism in Eukaryota, Fungi, Ascomycota, Eurotiomycetes, Eurotiales, Trichocomaceae. The coding region runs from base 1 to 582 and encodes 193 amino acids. The transcript is spliced from 2 exons.